Messenger RNA from Myotis brandtii (Brandt's bat), 2230 nucleotides. RefSeq names its product coiled-coil domain containing 115 (gene VMA22). Gene Ontology annotation, biological process: vacuolar proton-transporting V-type ATPase complex assembly. The coding region runs from base 406 to 888 and encodes 160 amino acids. The transcript has 6 exons. The record is from RefSeq and is a predicted model, not a curated record. Gene Ontology annotation, cellular component: extrinsic component of endoplasmic reticulum membrane. Lineage: Eukaryota; Metazoa; Chordata; Mammalia; Chiroptera; Vespertilionidae.
UUCACCAUUUGUCGCGGCUGUGCAGAAUGCCCAAAUUGAAGAUGAUGUACCGCUAGUUAUUAUGCCAUUGGCGGCUUGAAAUAGUGCAGCAGCUGUAAAGCCAGCACAACGCGAUAGCCCUACUUUUAAAAUGCAGCCGCUUCCAGAAGCGACUCGGAACCCCACAGCUCUCGCCAACUUUCCGGUUGGCUGAUUCGCUUCGGAUGCUAAGCGCAGAAAGCGACUACUCGGUUGCAAUGCUGCUGCUCUGAGGACGCUUGCCAUUAGAAGCCGAGACUCCCACGGCUUUCAACCCCACGGCUUCCACUACGUGAUCGCUGGGCCCACAGCGACGGCGGAUCUCGAACGUCCAUUGGCUACACUACCGGCACGGGCUGGCUUUCGCUCUCCAAAGCUCGCUAUGCCAUGGGUGCCAAGUCGGUAGGGCCCCUGCAAUAUGCCUCCCGCAUGGAGCCCCAGGUCUGCGUCUGCACCAACGAGGCGCAAAAUGGACUCCAGAAGUUUCGUGUGGUAAGAGCCGGCGCCCAGAGUCCAGAGGAGGUGGGGCCCCGUGAGGCAGCUCUGCGAAGGCGCAAGGGCCUUACCAGGAUUCCAGAGCCCGAGGCCUUCUCAGCCUCCCCAAACCCUCUGAACUGGUUUGGAAUCCUGGUUCCACAUAGCCUACGGCAAGCCCAAGCCAGCUUCCAGGAGGGGCUGAUAAACAUACUCAAACCCACCUGGACUUGUAUUAAGAAAUCUUUCCUACAUAAAGUUAAGAACCCACACACUAUAGGCUGGCCUGAGGCAGACCUGCUGUGGGCCAGCCCAUGUCCUGUAACAGAAUGGUGGAACCUCAAGGCCUACUCUGAAAAACUACUCAGACAGUCUUCCCAGUCUCAGAGGUCCUGAGCUCUGCUGCACCAUUGUCCUCUCACAAUAACAAGGGGAUUGUAAAUCAUCUAUAAACUUCUCUGCAGUAUACUGCUUGGUUGUAUGUAAUUUCACAGGAGACUCCAGCACCUCACCAUGUUAUGGAAUUGCAAUGUUGCUAGUUUUUUUUAAAGAUAUGUUUUGUUGAUAUUAAAGAGUGAGGAAGGGAGAUAGAGAGAAACAUCAAUGUGAGAGAGAGAAAUCGAUCAGCUGCCUCCUGCAUGUGCCCCGACUAUGGAUUGAAUAUGAAACUUGGUUAUAUGUCCUGACCAGGAAUCGAACCCACCACCUUCUGGCAUUGGAACAUUGCUCCAACCACAGAACCACACUGGACAGGGCACAAUGUUGCUAGAUUUAAAGAGGAGCUUUUUCUAAUUUAAUUGUUUAUUGUUACCUUUGUGUAAGAUACCUAAGCUUGUAAUACCCUUGUUUUAAGUAUAGUUGCACAAGGUCCCUACUGAAGCAACUUCUUAUGUUUUAGUGUGAACCAGAUGAAAUGACUGUUUUGGAGGUCAAAAAAUGAUCCAAUAUCAGCAAUUUCAUAAAUGCAGUUGCCCCUCAUCCCUCCCUCCUCUAUCCCCCUUGGUAACUCAUGCACCCCUCUGAUGGCUCCAGGUCCCUAACUGUGAAAAGGGUUAAGUAAUUAGUUUAAUACUGGAAGGGAUAAGGUCUAGAGAGGAUAGAAGCAUCAUGGCCUGAAGAAUUAAAACAACCGUAAACCAAGGACAGAGGUAUUUCUGGCCUGAGCAGCUAGGAGAGUUAUAGGGGUAAUAAAACAUCUCUGGGAAAAAAAAAAAAAAAAGAGGCUAUUUUACUUUUUUGAGCAGAGGAGAGAAAGCAGACAGCAGUUUCAGUCUAUAGGCUUGGCAGGAUAAGAUUGCUAGGUACCAUAAGAUAAAUAAAUAAUAACUCCAACUUAAACAAAUAAGUUGGAUAUGUGAAGGACAAAAAAAAGUCACAGGAUAUUGGGGAAAAGGAAACAUUUUCACAGAGAAUAGAGGAAUGUUACAAAAUAAAGAAAAAGAAAGAAGGGAGAACCAUGUGGCUUUGACUUUAGCAGAGUGACCAAUGGGGAAAGCACGGAGGUCCUAAGUUGGGAAAGGGUCCAAUUGAAAAGGGUCAUAAAAAAAAAAAGCUACAGCUUUUAUAAAUGCCUUAAGACAAAUAAAGCAGUGGCCACCCUCUUUAAGGGACCCCCCCACCCCACCCUGUCUCUCCAUGCCAGGAGAGACAGUCUUAGAAUUAGAACUAGGGUUUUAGAAAUAGCAUCUGUUUGCAAUAAAAUUUCUUCUGCUUGCAAUAAAAUUUCUGUACUCGCUAC